Pseudonaja textilis is the source of this 1852-nucleotide messenger RNA. RefSeq names its product suppressor of cytokine signaling 5-like. NCBI's taxonomy places the organism in Eukaryota, Metazoa, Chordata, Lepidosauria, Squamata, Elapidae. Gene Ontology annotation, biological process: phosphatidylinositol phosphate biosynthetic process; intracellular signal transduction. The record is from RefSeq and is a predicted model, not a curated record. Gene Ontology annotation, cellular component: phosphatidylinositol 3-kinase complex. Gene Ontology annotation, molecular function: 1-phosphatidylinositol-3-kinase regulator activity.
CGCCACCCAGGAAGUGCCAGGCCCGGCUCGGCCUCAGCCCCUCCGGAUCGCGCGGGCGGCGGGGCGCAUGGACGGCGGGUCGGCAUCGUCGCGGCCCCUUCGGUCUGCCCUGUCCGCUGAAGAGCAGCCGCCGUCUCAGCCAGUGCCCAGGAGGAGCGCCAGCCCUCCACCGUGCCCGGUGCCCGGGGGGACAUGCCACAGGACAGCGGGGGCUCGGCCCAAAGUGAAGCCGGAUGGCGGCACCAGCAGCCGUAGGGCCGGGCGUGGGAAGGCCCGGCUGAGCCACCCCUCGGAGAGACGGAGCCUUCCCUCGUCCAAAGCCAGGCCAGCCACGGAGGGUGCCCAGCGGGCAGACCCCGAACCCUCCAAGGGGCUGGGCCAUUCCUUGCGGCAGAAGCUGCAGGCCGCCGUGGGGCAGUGCUUCCCCAUCAAGAGCCUGUCGCGCUCGCCGGACCUCUCUUCCCAGCGCAAGAUCCACCUCCGGGAGCUGAUGCUGGACACCUGCCCCUUCCCCCCGGGCUCGGAGCUGGCCCGCACCUGGGAGCUGAUCAAGCAGCACACGGUGCCCGUCUCCGAGCACGAGGGCCUGGCCGCCCUGCCGCCCGAGGAUGAAGACGACCGCCUGAGGGAACGCCGGCGCAUCAGCAUCGAGCAGGGCGUGGAGCCCCCGCCGGAUGCCUUGAUCCACACGUUCGAGGUGACGGCGCAGAUCAACCCCCUGUACAAACUGGGGCCCAAGCUCGCCCACGGCAUGACUGAACUCGCCGGGCCAGGCCGGGCCGCGCUGACCGCCACGGAUGAGCAGGACGAGGAGGACGAGGAGGAGGAAGAGGAGGAGGAGGAGGAGGAGGUGGAAGAGCUGGAGUCAGCCUUGGUCGGGCUGCCGGAGGUCCGGGACGGCCUGCGGGCGCACACCCAGAUCGACUACAUCCACUGCCUGGUGCCUGACCUGCUGCAGCUGACACAGCUCUCCUGCUACUGGGGCGUGAUGGACCGCUACGAAGCCGAGUCGCUGCUGGAGGGCAAGCCGGAGGGCACCUUCCUCCUGCGGGACUCGGCCCAAGAGGACUACCUCUUCUCCGUCAGCUUCCGGCGCUACGGCCGCUCCCUCCACGCCCGCAUCGAGCAGUGGAACCACAACUUCAGCUUCGACGUCCACGACCCCAGCGUCUUCCACGCGCCCACCGUGAGCGGCCUCCUGGAGCACUACAAGGACCCCAGCGUCUGCAUGUUCUUCGAGCCGCUGCUCUCCACCCCCGUGCACCGCACCUUCCCCUUCGGCCUGCAGCACCUCUGCCGGGCCGUGGUGACCUGCUGCACCACCUACGACGGCAUCGGGCACCUGCCGCUGCCGCGGGCGCUGAAGGAGUACCUGAAGGAGUACCACUACAAGCAGCGAGUGAGGGUGCGGCGCCUGGACACCUGGGGCACCUGAAACUGAGCCCCAGCCUCCCAUCAGCCUCCUGGCUCUGCCUGCCUUUUCCUCGUACGCCUUGACCCGCCGUCUCUUACCUGGCCUUCUCCAGGACGGGUGGGGGCUGGUUCCCGGCACUUCUAGCUGGCACGCUGGCUGGAGACGCGGAGCACAGUAACCUGGCACGUCCGAGAAGGGUUUGGGCGGAGGAAACGGCCCCGUCUCCCUCCACGCCUUUCCGGGCUUGUGAGCACAAGGGGGGGUUUGUGGGUGCCUUUUUUCCUAUCCGGGGGCAAAAUCCAGGGCUGUCCAGACUUUGGAGAAAGUUUCCGGGACCUUUGCAAGCCAGAGCAAAAAACAGAGGACUUCCAAUUCACCAGAAUUUGUAGCAUCAAAGGGCUGAGCCCCCCUCCCCCCCACCAGACGGGGGAUUCACCC